CACACAAAAUCCAACAAGCAUGGGUAGCAGGGUCACCCUUGUGCCAUGCUUCUUAAAGGGCGCCGUUACAAUAGGUUUACUGUUACUCUGACAGCGGUCGAGAGACAAUAGGAGCGAAUGCGGCGGCCUCUUGCCUCUCUGUUUCUCCCUAACUUUUCCUUCAUGGCAAAGAGGACAGACUGAGACCGGACAGCAUGUUAUCAGAGGAUGGCCCUGAAGUAACCUGCCGGACUGAUGGGGUUUCUACUGCUGAGCCUGAUCCUGCGGUACUGGAUCCACACCGUGGAGGGAUCCUGCUCAGAAGGCAGUGUGGUGACCUGUGAUGACUGUCUGCAGCUCAGUGCUAACUGUGCCUGGUGCACAGAGGAGAAUUUCACCGACUGGUUUUCAGUCUCACAAAGAUGUGACACCCUGAAUAUUUUGUUGGAAAAGGGAUGCGACAGAGCCCACAUCUAUUUACCCGUUUCCGAAGCCCAAAUUCUUCAAGAUCGACCUCUAGAGAAGAAGCCAGCUGCUGGAAACCAGACUCAAAUCUCCCCACAAAAAAUGUCCCUGAAGCUGCGACCUGGCAGUGAGGUGACUUUCCAAGUAAAAAUAAAGCACACUGAAGAUUAUCCGGUGGACAUCUACUACCUGAUGGACCUGUCUGCAUCCAUGUUUGAUGACCUAGGGAUGAUCAAGAACUUGGGUUCUACUCUGUCUAAAGAAAUGGCCAAACUUACCAGUAAAUUCCGGAUGGGUUUUGGAUCAUUUGUGGACAAGCCUGUCCUUCCCUUCAUCCAGAUCACUGAGAAACAGCUGGCAAACCCUUGCAGCCACACAAGCAUGAUUUGCCAGCCAACGUUUGGCUACAAACACGUUUUGCCUCUGACAAGCAGAACUGACAAGUUCAACGAGAUCAUUGCAAAGCAAAAAGUGUCUGCAAAUCUUGAUCUGUUGGAGGGUGGAUUUGAUGCAAUAAUGCAAGCAACAGUUUGCGGGGACAAGAUCGGCUGGAGGAAUGAUUCGAUGCGUCUGCUGGUUUUUGUCAGUGGUGCCGACUCACACUUUGGGAUGGAUAGUAGGAUGGCUGGAAUUGUGAUUCCCAAUGAUGGCCAGUGUCACCUGGAUGCAAACAAUGAUUAUUACAUGUCUACAUUGCAGGAGUAUCCAACUCUCGGUCAGCUGAUUGAAAAAGUAGUGGAAAACAACAUCCUGUUAAUAUUUGCUGUGACAGAGGAACAGAUAAACAACUAUAAGAAUUAUGCAGAUCUCAUACCUGGCGCCACAGUCGGAGUUCUGGCAAAGGAUUCAGGGAAUGUCCUGGAACUGAUUGUGUCGGCGUACAAAGAACUACGAUCUGAGAUUGAGCUGGAAGCUCUUGGAGACACAGAGGAGCUGCACAUAUCCUUCACAGCUAUCUGUCCCAACGGGACGGCCUUUCCUGACGUGAAAUACUGUUCCAACAUCAAACCUGGAGAGACGGUGGUCUUCAACGUGUCAGUGGAGCUUCCAGGGUGCCUGUCAGGACUGCGACACUUCUCUCUCAAGGCGGUGGGCCUCCAGGACAGCUUAGAGGUGGAACUGGACUCUCUUUGUUCGUGUGACUGCCAGCAGCCUCCGACAGCAAACAGCAGCCAGUGCACUGAGGGCCAAGGAGUUUCCCAGUGUGGCGUGUGCGUCUGCCAGCCAGGCUUCCUUGGAGCUCAAUGCGAAUGCAAUGAGGAGACUGCUUUGUUGAGCGACUGCCACGCAACCAAUGACUCAGAGAAGUGCAAUGGUCAGGGGGACUGUUAUUGUGGCCAGUGUGUGUGUCACAAAUCCAGCUUUGGCCGCAUCUAUGGGGCUUACUGUGAGUGUGACAAUUACUCCUGUGUUCGUUUCCGGGGAGAGCUCUGUGGAGGUCAUGGUGUGUGUGACUGCGGGGAGUGUCACUGUGAAAGCGGAUGGACGGGGGAUUACUGCAACUGCAGCACAGAAACUGAGGAAUGCAAGUCUGAGGACGGCGACCUCUGCAGCGGCAGGGGGAAAUGCAGCUGUGGGAAGUGUGUUUGCACCGUUCCUGGAGCAUCCGGGGACAAGUGUGAGAAAUGCCCAACAUGUGAAGAAGCGUGCUCCUCUGCAAGGACCUGUGUGGAGUGCCACCUUCAAGACAACGAGGAACCUGCUUCAUGCGAGCAGGAGUGCAGCCGAGCUAAAAUCUUGGUCAACUUGACAUCAGAUAAAGAUUAUUACAAGAGCCCGUCUAUGCAGUGCACUCUGAAGAUGGAAAGUGAGUGCUGGGUCUCUUUUAGUGGGGUGGAGGAUGAGACGGGAGUCAUUGCUUACAAUCUUCAUAAAUACGGAUGCCCGGAGGCCCCCAACAUCCCCAUGAUCAUUCUGGGGGUGUCCCUUUCCGUUGUGUGCAUCGGCCUCAUCCUGCUGGCUGUGUGGAAGGUGCUGAUUUCAGUCCACGACAAGAAGGAGGUGGCCAAGUUUGAGGCAGAAAAGGCUAAAGCAAAAUGGCAAACGGGAACCAAUCCUCUCUUCAAAAGCUCAACAUCUACAUUUAAAAAUGUAACCUACAAGGACUUACAUAGAGGAUUAUAACAAUGAUUCCGUACUGGUGAUAAACUGGAACCAGUGAAAGCAUCACUUAGGUACGCCUCUGUGUGUGUGUGUGUGUGUGGAUGAAUGCGUCUGUGUGCUCGCAUGUGUGUGCGUGCAUGUGUGGGAGACAGAAAUGUGUAAACUCAGAGAUGCUAUGACCCAGCAGUCUUUCACUGUCAGUGUUGUGUUGUGAAUCACUGAACAACACAAUGGAAUCAUUUGGCACAGUUGUUUGUGUACUUGGGGUACUGCUUGAGGCGAUGUUCAACUACUGAAAGAUCAUUUCUUAUUUUGUUCAGACAAAUGUAAAUAUUCUGGUUUAAUAUAUUGUUUGUUGUUCUAAUGAGACAGGCUGAGCCUUGAAUGUAAAUAUUUGUUGUUUUUUUGUUGUUUUUUAGUCUCAGAAGGCGCACAAAUAAAGAUUUUAACUACUGUGAAA
Messenger RNA from Oryzias latipes (Japanese medaka), 3007 nucleotides. It is a transcript of the gene itgb6, whose product is annotated as integrin, beta 6. NCBI's taxonomy places the organism in Eukaryota, Metazoa, Chordata, Actinopteri, Beloniformes, Adrianichthyidae. Gene Ontology annotation, molecular function: integrin binding. Gene Ontology annotation, biological process: cell-cell adhesion; cell adhesion mediated by integrin; cell-matrix adhesion. The record is from RefSeq and is a predicted model, not a curated record. Gene Ontology annotation, cellular component: cell surface; integrin alphav-beta6 complex; focal adhesion.